Molecule: messenger RNA, 1647 nt
Organism: Osmerus eperlanus (European smelt)
Lineage: Eukaryota; Metazoa; Chordata; Actinopteri; Osmeriformes; Osmeridae
Product: keratin, type I cytoskeletal 18-like
Exons: 8
Coding region: 110-1408 (432 amino acids)
Biological process (GO): intermediate filament cytoskeleton organization
Cellular component (GO): cytoskeleton; keratin filament
Molecular function (GO): structural molecule activity
Source: RefSeq, a predicted model, not a curated record
GUUCUCCAUUUCUCUCAUUUUGCCUCACUCUCAAAAAGGUCCAACUCUGAGCCUGCUCCCUUUCUCUCUCUCAUCCAUCCAACUCCAAUCGAUCGCUCACUACUCCAACAUGUCUUUCAGAGUGUACUCGGCACCCAUGUCUGACAUGCAGUCCUCCAGGAUGUCCUAUGCCACGCGCUCCAUGCCGCCCUCCUCCCAGCGCGCCGCCAGCACCUACGGCGGAGCGGGCGGACAGGGCACCCGCAUCUCCUCUGCCAACUUCUCCGGCCUGCGCAGCGGGGCCCCUGGUGGCUCCUCUGCCUUCUCGUCCUCUUCCUCCUACAAGGUGAGCAGCGGCAUGGGCAUGGGCGGAGGCAUGGGCCUGGGUGGAGGCAUGGGCAUGGGUGGAGGCAUGGUCGGUGCUGCUUCUUCCAUGGCUGCGGGCGGAGGCAGCGGUGGCAUCAUGGGCAACGAGAAGGGAGCCAUGCAGAACCUCAAUGACCGUCUGGCCAACUACCUGGAGACGGUGAGGACCCUGGAGCAGGCCAACGCACAGCUGGAGAUGAAGAUCAGAGCAGUGCUGGAGAAGGGAAGCCCGGACAGUAGAGACUACAGCAAGUACACCCCCGUCAUCGACGAUCUGCGCAAAAAGGUGUUUGAUACGACUGUGGAUAACUCCAGCCUUGUGCUCCAAAUUGAUAAUGCCCGUCUAGCCACUGACGAUUUCAGAGUGAAGUUUGAAAACGAGAUGGCCAUUCGCCAGUCAGUGGAGGCGGACAUUGUGGGGCUGAAGAAGGUCCUUGAUGAAACCAACAUGGGCAGGAUGAACAUCGAGAGUGAGAUCGAGUCUGUGAGGGAGGAAUUGAUCUUCCUGAAGAAGAACCAUGAUAAUGAAGUCAUGGAGUUGCGCAACCAGGUUGCCCAGUCAGGAGUGCAGGUGGACAUCGAUGCCCCCAAAGGUCAAGACAUGUCCGGGAUCAUGGAGGAGAUGAGGGCCAAUUAUGAGAAGAUGGCUUUGAAAAACGCAGAGGACCUAAAAAUCUGGCAUGAAAAUCAGAUCUCAGAUGUACAAGUGCAGGUAUCUCAGAACACCGAGGCUCUCCAGGGGGCGCAGAUGGAAAUGACGGACCUCAGAAGACAGAUUCAAACCUUGGAGAUCGAGCUGGCGUCCCAACAGAGCCUGAAAGCUUCAUUGGAUGACACGCUACGGAACACGGAGCAGCGCAACAACAUGGAGAUGGAGAGGUACAACAACAUCAUUGUAAACCUGGAAGGGGAACUGACCAACCUGCGGGGCAACAUCCAACACCAGGGCCAGGAGUACGAGGCAUUGCUCAACAUGAAGAUGAAGCUGGAGGCUGAGAUCCUCACCUACAGGUCUCUGUUGGAUGGAGAAGAUUUCAAAUCUACCCAACAGCUUAGAAGCUAGGGGCUGUGUCCAGGCAGGGCCAUAGGGCUCCAAGAUGCUCUGGAUGAACUGAAGGCUUGAACAAUGAGAAAAUAAAAGAGAAAAUCAUGGUGAUAAUCAUCAUCCUAACAAAGAGCAGUUAUUGCAGAACCAUCAUUGCAUUAAAAGCCAGUCUCACUGAGCAAAGCUUCCAGUGCUGUGUCAACACCUGACCUAAAAAUGACCAAAGUACCAAAAUAAAGUUUUUUAACACCUUUUAA